Messenger RNA from Meloidogyne enterolobii, 1713 nucleotides. The record is from the annotation of a GenBank genome assembly. NCBI's taxonomy places the organism in Eukaryota, Metazoa, Nematoda, Chromadorea, Rhabditida, Meloidogynidae.
AUGGCUAUGUUUAUGGCGUUUCUGGACCUGAAGAUGUCUGGAGCUGCCAUGUACGAAUUAGUCCGUGUUGGACAUAAUGAACUUGUUGGCGAAAUUAUUCGUUUGGAAGGGGAUUAUGCAACUAUACAAGUCUACGAGGAAACAUCUGCUGUAACAAUUGGAGAUCCUGUUUUACGUACUGGAAAGCCACUUUCAGUAGAAUUGGGUCCAGGCAUUAUGGGUUCUAUUUUUGAUGGAAUUCAACGUCCACUACACGAUAUUGCACAGAUGACCCAAUCUAUUUAUAUACCCAAAGGAAUCAAUACAAACGCCCUCAGUCGCACAAAACAAUGGGAAUUUAUUCCAAAACAAAGCCUACGUCCAGGGGAUCACGUUACUGGUGGUGAUAUUGUGGGGAUAGUCUAUGAGAGUGCUCUGGUUAAACACUCGAUUAUGGUGCCUCCAAAUGCUUGUGGAACUUUGAAGUAUUUGGCACCUAAAGGGAGCUAUAAUGUUACGGAAAAAAUCAUCGAAAUCGAAUUUUCUGGAGAUGUUCAAAAAUAUUCUAUGCUUCAAGUUUGGCCUGUCAGACAGCCCCGCCCAGUUGCCGAAAAAUUGGCUGCCAAUUAUCCACUUUUGUGUGGAGCUUUCGGUUGUGGAAAAACAGUAAUUUCCCAGUCAUUAUCAAAAUACAGCAAUUCUGACGCAAUUAUUUAUGUUGGCUGUGGAGAACGUGGAAAUGAAAUGUCUGAAGUAUUACGUGAUUUCCCAGAAUUAACAAUGGAAGUAGAUGGAAAAACAACAUCAAUUAUGGAAAGAACAGCUUUAGUAGCUAAUACUUCCAAUAUGCCUGUAGCGGCUAGAGAAGCUAGUAUUUAUACAGGAAUUACGUUGGCUGAAUAUUUUCGUGAUAUGGGUUUAAAUGUUGCAAUGAUGGCAGAUUCAACUUCCCGUUGGGCAGAAGCUUUAAGAGAAAUUUCUGGUCGUUUGGGAGAAAUGCCUGCAGAUUCUGGUUAUCCUGCCUAUUUAGCUGCUAGAUUGGCUAGUUUUUAUGAAAGGGCUGGAAAAGUUAAAUGUCGUGGAUCGCCUGAUAGAGAUGGAUCUGUUACUAUUGUUGGGGCUGUUUCACCUCCAGGAGGUGAUUUUGCUGAUCCAGUAACUACAGCUACAUUAGGAAUUGUUCAAGUAUUUUGGGGUUUAGACAAAAAAUUGGCUCAACGAAAACAUUUUCCUUCAAUUAAUUGGCUUAUAUCUUACAGUAAUUAUAUGAGAGCAUUAGAUGAUUAUUAUGAAAAGAAUUUCCCUGAAUUUGUCCCUCUUCGUACAAAAUACAAAGAAAUUUUACAGGAAGAAGAAGAUCUCUCUGAAAUUGUUCAACUUGUAGGCAAAGCUUCGUUAGCUGAAUCUGACAAAAUUACUCUUGAAGUUGCAAAAAUUAUUAAAGACGAUUUUCUCCAACAAAAUGGUUAUGCACCUUAUGAUCGUUUUUGUCCGUUUUACAAAACUGUUGGAAUGAUGAAAAAUAUGAUUGCAUUUUAUGACUUUGCCCGUCAUGCAGUUGAAUCUACUGCACAAUCUGACAAUAAAAUUACUUGGGCAAUUAUUCGUGAUCAUAUGAAUGAAUUAAUUUAUGAAUUGUCUUCUAUGAAAUUUAAGGAUCCUAUAGUUGAUGGUGAGGAAAAAAUAAAAAAAGAUUUUGAUGAUCUUUAUGAGCGUAUGCAGGUGGAUUAUUAA